UACGCCUCUGCCCUCAGAAACGGACCGUGGCUGCUGAAUAAUAAAUACCCUGAACCCGCCCAUUUAAUGUUUAUUGAUCAGCUCUCCAGUAGGCCCAUCUGACAGCAGUCAGAUUCAGUCUGGAUAUGGCGUCUCUGCAACGACACGGGAUGAAUGUGCACCGCUCCGUGGGAAUUUGUCACUCGCGUACCGGGACGACACUUCUUGUUUUUUGUCGCUUUUAAUAGGGAUUAUUCAUGGCGAUGGAGGACGAGGAUAAUAAUUCAGCGGUCGUGGCGACUAACACCCAAACAGGCAUCAAGAAAGGAGGUGAUGUCGGAGAUAACGGGGCUUGCAUUGACAGGCAGCCGGACACGGUGAUCCACCGAGCGGGGCUGAAUCAGACUGCAGGUCGCGGCAGCCGCAGUGGUCCCGGAGCUCAUGCUGCGACGGGGAUCCGGGUGCUAAAGCGCAACAUGAAGCGGAAUGGGAGUCGUGGCUGUGUGAUGAGAAAGACCAGAUUUGGAUCAAGAGAGCGGGACUGGCUGAAGGGGGACACCCAGCGGGGCUGUGUGUGUCUUUAUGGGGGGACAGUAGACCCCCAGCCACCUGCCUCUGGCCCACAGGCCUCCUCCACCCCUCAGACAGACCUGCAGCUGGUGCUCUGCUCCACCAGUACCACAGUGGAGGAGCUGUGUGCUCAGAGGGACGGACAGGGGCUCUACGUUCAGCUGCAUGGAGACCUAGUCAGGAGGCUGGACCCCUCUGAGCGUCCGCUCCAGAUGCUGUAUGACUACCUGGCAGCUAUGGGCUACUCAGAGCCUGGACGAGUGCAGCAAGAAGCAGCUAACUCAGACCUCAGCUGUUUGAUCCGAUUCUACAGUGAGCGUCCUGUGAAUGCAGACCAGCAGGAGCGCACCUUGCUGAAAGGCGUAUUCAGCGUCAGGAAGGGCAAGUCGCAGCUGCACAAGUGGGCAGAGCGGCAGGUCAUCCUCUGCGGCACCUGUCUAAUCGUGGCCUCCGUCAAAGACUGCCUGACUGGGAAGAUGCACAUCCUGCCCCUGGUGGGGGGCAAGGUGGAGGAGGUGAGGCGGAGGCAGCACUGCCUGAUGUUCAGCUCAGCCGGAUCACAGGCCCAGACGUACUUUGUCAACUUUGACACACUCGCAGACUACCAACGAUGGCAUCGGCAGGCAUCCAAAGUGGUGGCUCAGACGGUCAGCCUGGUGGACCUGUCCUGCUACAGUCUGGAAGCAGUGCCUGAAUAUCUGUUUUACAGUCAGGAUAUCACCCACCUCAACCUAAGACACAACUUCAUGAGCCUUCAGGGGCCUGGAGGCCUGCUCAACCUCCCCAGGUUUUCUCAGCUGAAGAGCCUGAACUUGUCUCACAACCGUCUGGGUGUGUUCCCUGAAUGUGUGUGUGAGAUCCUCACCCUGACUGAACUCAACCUCUCCUGUAACAGUCUCCACAUAGUCCCUGUACAGAUAGGCAACCUUCAAAGCCUGCAGACGCUGUCUUUGGAUGGAAACCGCCUCAGCUCCCUGCCUGAAGAGCUGGGUGGCCUGACGCAGCUGAACGGCCUGGGACUCUCCUUCAACAACUUUGCUCUCAUCCCCGCUGUGCUGGAGAGGUUGAGUGCAGUGGACAAGCUGGCCAUGGCUGGGAACAGAGUGGAGAGUCUGGAGUUGUGUACUCUGGCCAGAAUGAGCCACCUGAAAAACAUCGACCUCCGGUUGAAUGGGCUUCUGUGGGUGAAAAGUGAGAGUCCAGAGGCAGUGAACCAGGUGACCCAGCUGGACUUACGGGACAAUCGCUUGGACUCACUAGACCUGAGCUCCGUCUGCAACCUGGAGACUCUGCACUGCGAGCGCAACCAGCUGGGGACGCUCACACUCAGCGGCUCCACUCUGCGCAUGCUCCAUGCCGGCAGCAACCACCUUACGACUGUCAACAUCUAUCCAGUCCCUAACCAGCUGACACACAUGGACCUAUCACAGAACCUUUUGGAGUACCUUCCAGACUGGGUGUGUGACUGCAGAAAGGUUGAGAUGCUGGACGUCACGCACAACCUGCUGUCGGAUUUGCCUUCUAGACUGCUCAACAGCUUGAGUUUGAGAAAGCUGCUGGCGGGGAACAAUCGUUUGCAGAGAGUGCCUGACCUACUUGACCACAUCCCUCUGGAAGCCCUGGACCUCCAGCAUAACAAGCUAGCCGAGCUCCCUGAGAGCCUCUUUUCCAAGGCCUUAAACUUAAAAUACUUAAAUGUGUCAGCCAAUGCCCUGGACAGUAUUCCUCCCAGCAGCCCAUCAGAGGAGAGCCUCAGCACCCUGCAGGAGCUCUACCUGACGCGGAACAACCUGAACGAAAACUGCGGUGCUCUGCUGGUGGGACACCAGAACCUGCGGGUCCUUCACAUCGCCUACAACCAGCUGCUCUCCUUCCCCGCCAGUAAGCUGAGCAAGCUGGAGCUGCUGGAGGAGCUAAAUCUGAGUGGCAACAAGCUGAAGACCAUCCCCUCCACUGUGUCCAGCUGUAAGAGACUGCACACCCUCAUCGCACACUCCAACCACAUCACUGUCUUCCCAGAGAUCCUCAACCUGCCUGAGAUCAAGCUUGUAGAUGUCAGCUGUAAUGAGCUGACGGAGAUCCAGCUGCCCGACUCGCUGCCUGCCACUCUGCAGGAGCUGGACCUGACAGGAAACAGCAGCCUGAUGCUGGAACACAAGACCCUCAACCUGUUCAGUCACAUCACCACCCUGAAAUUAGACCAGAAAUCCACCACAACAGCAGCAGACUCGCAGAGUACCUCCACUCCAUGGAACCACGGCUUCUCUGAAAUGAGUGGCCAAAGAAACAAGCUGUGUGUGUCUGUGCUGGCUGUAGACCGCUUUGGAGACGGUGUGGAAGCGUGCUACGGCAUCUUUGACGGAGACCGCAAUGAGGAAGUGCCUCGGCUGCUGCAGUGCACCAUGGGAGAUGUGCUGUGCGAGGAACUGCAGCACUCAAUUAUAGACAAUGUGUAUAUGUGCAACACUUUCAUCACCUCACACAGGAAACUAGGAAUGGCUGGCCAGAAACUGGGUGCCUCUGCGUUGCUGUGUUACAUUCACCACGAGCCUUCAGAUCCAGGGGGCCACUUCAGCCUCACCGUGGCCAAUGUGGGCUCCUGCCAGGCCGUGCUGUGCCGGGACGGCCGGCCUGUUCCUCUCUCUAAGGUUUACAGUCUGGAGAACUGCACGGAGGAGAUGGAGAGAGUCAAACUCAGUAAAGCCAUUAUAACCGAGGAUAACAAAGUGAGUGGAGUGACAUGCUGCUCUCGGCUGCUGGGCUGCUCUUACCUGUCUCCCUGGGUGGUCCCAAAGCCCUGGGUGCACACUGAGCCUCUCUGUUCCCGGGAUGAGUUCUUGAUCCUGGGGAAUCGAGCGCUGUUUGAGCGAGUGUCCUACCAGGAGGCUGUGUGCACGGUACAGGCUGUGCGGGAUCCUCGCGCUGCUGCCAAGAAGCUGUGCUCACUCGCUCAGAGCUAUGGCUGCAAAGACAACAUCGGGGCUGCAGUAAUAUCCCUGCACAUCAGUCAGGACAACUGCACCUGUGAGCCACCCGUUUUGACUGCUGAAGCACGGGGCCCCCCUCCCGCCUCUGUGCCUGUGACCGUGACCCCAGGUCCCACUGACCCAGCCACUAUUUCCUCCAGCAGCGGUCUGAUUUCAGAGUUCAACAGUGAGACAUCAGCCUCAGAGGUGGGCAGCGAGGCGGGGUCCACAGCUUCAGACGAGCACCCGCCCCCUGGCCCUGCACCCCGCCCAGAGAGACGCUGCAGCCUGCACCCUGCCACCACCCUGUGUGGGAUCAUGGUGCCAGGCUCCGUCGGGGCGGGGGCCCACCUGUUCCAGAGGCAACCCUCCUGUGCCACGUUCUCUAGCAACCACUCCGACAACGGCUUGGACAGCGAUGACGAAGCUCCGCUGGAGGGUGUCAUCUCUAAUGGCAGCAAGCUGGAGGUGGAGGUAGACAUUCACUGCUGUGCUUUCCAACUACGCUCCAAAGACUUCGACCUUGAAAAGCAGAGCUCUGACUAUCCUAACGGUAAAACGCGCAGACAGAACAGCGUCGUGGUUUCUGCUACAAACGGCUGCCUGCUGGCAGUGUGUGGGAGAGAGAUCGCAGACCUCAAAAAGUCUCCUUCUACCUCCAGCCUGUUUGGGAAGAAGCUGUCCAAUGGCUCUGUGGUGGCCCCUGAGGACAGUCAUAAUCUCAUUGAGGUGGCCCUUGAGGCUCCGAAGAAGAAAUCUGGCUACUUCACUGCGCCGGCACAGCAGGACCCCGAGGAUCAGCUCAUCGUGCCUCCCAGUCUGGAGCAGGAAGUCAGAGAGCAGCUGAGAGGCCAGAGCCCCCUGGUCUCAGCCUCCCCCUUACCCUCCAUACCUCCUUCCUUAAAAGACCCCGUGUGGGAUCAUCCACACCCCCCUGCAUUUGCCUCCAACCUGGUCCCAGGUCCAGGCCCAGUCUCCAUCCUACAGCAGGAAGUCUACGAUACCGCCCUCUAGAGGGGGGGGGGGGGGGACAGCACAGCGCCAUGUGGCUGGGGUAAUGUGAUAGUGCCAUUCCAGUGAAGAAGAGGAGAUCUUUCUCAUACGUGGGAGACAUUCCAAUUCAAGUUGCCAUUCAGAUCUUUUGUGAGGACAAAACUGUGGGGUCAAGUGCUCAGUCUGAGUCAAGAAAUAGGGAUGACCAAAAUCCAAGUUCAUAACAUGACGUUGUGAAGAGGAUGGCUGGCUAUCAUCGACCAAAAGACUUAAGAUGGAAAACCUCAUGUUCAAAUAUGUCAGCAACAUUUCCCUUUACUCGGAAAGCAAGCAAUCUAGAGAGUGUGUAUGGGAGAUUGUGUUCAGUGAGGUCAAAUCUCCUCUCCAUGGGCUUGUGGUCUCUCAUGUCCUGGAGAGAAGCCCUGAGACUGAAACUUGAAAAAAGUGCCUACUGCAGAAUACACACCUCCAGGCUGUGUUUGGGGAUGUUUGCUACUUUUUGGAGGAGGGACAGAGUCUCCAAGAGACCAGCAUGGCACCGCGUCUGCUCUCCUCCUCUUCCUGUGGCUUACAGAGGAAACCAGACCCUAUAAAUGCUUAUAAGGCACAUAAGUCUAGAAGAUGUGAAGACAAAAUAUCUGCAUUUACAUUGCCAGAAGCGCUAUGGUUGGGAUUUAUUUUGAACAUUCCCACACGAUAUACAUGUAAUAGUUUCAAAUAGGAUGAAUCAAUUCUAUAGAGUACAGCAAACCCUUACAACAGUAUCAUCUGUGACAGUGCAUGAUCAAAUGCUCUCCUUAAAAAACGACACGGACAAAUACAAGUUUCAUUUCAAUUGAGUCAGAUGAUGAUAGUCACUGGAUAGUCGAAAAUCUCAUGAAGUGAUUGAGAGAAUCAGUCUUUUUAUCCCCAAUUAAAUAUGGGUAAUCAGUGGUUCUAAGAUUGUAUGUUUUAGUGUAUCCAAACUUUGGAGGCUGCUACCCUUUUUAAAUGUGUAAACAUCCAUCCCCGCAGGUUCAGUUAUUGACAUGUUCUACAUCUCAGCAAAUGUUUUUUCAGCGUUGCUCUCUAAUACACUGCCAACACAUCCAAAUGACCUUCAGGAUGUGUUAUUUUAGCACAUUGUAAACACAACCGAAUCCCUAUCUUCUUUUAGUCUGUACAAUCCGCUCUGCGUACACAUGAUGUCACAAAGUCUCAACCACAGCCCUACAAUUACGUGCAGAGAUAUGGGACAUAGAAACAUGUUGUAUGUGCUGCAGUCAGAUAUAGUUAUCUUUUCCACAUAUUGCUACAUGCCAUAUUCUGAUCUGCUUCUGGAGAGUUCAGAUGACACAGUUUAUAUAAAAAUGAUUAUCAGUGCAGCAGCAGUAUAAGAUAACUGGUCCAGUCCCUUACUAUAAGUCUGUAAUGCAUUUUCCCCCAUUCAAUCACAUAGUGCUUCAGCAGCAGGCUUCAUGAUAUUUGUAGAAGCAGCCCUACUUAAUUCAGCUGAAAGUAAAAAAACGACAUUCCUAUUAUUAUUUGAGUUAUCAAGUAUAUAUUACGGAGCCCUGGAAACCUCAGUUUGUCCCUGAACCUUCCCACCUUGUGCCAAAAGAGAAAGUAGUUGUGGUGAUGAGAAGGCCAAAGUUGGGUGACUGCUCAUGUCGAGAAUUUCUAAACUAUAAGUGUAUAAAUAUAUAAGUUUAUGUUUUGGUUGCCAGUCCGAAUCUGUAGUGGUGCAGAUCUGGCAUUCCACAGCCAUAGCUGGACCUUCCUGUGUUCCUUUCAGCCUUAAAGUAAACACUGUGUGUUUUUGAGAGGAGAAGCCCUUUGUUUCAUCCCACUCAUGUUCUGUUUGUGACUGGGGUCUUCAGCUGUUGUUUUUUAAAGCAGCCCCUCUCUCCUUUCUUUGCUCUACAGGAAUAAGUCAGUGAUGAAGCCUUAAUUGAUCUGUGAGUUUGAAACUUUUCUUGAAAUUUGCCAGUUUUUGUCUCACAUGGUUUAAAGCACUUUGUACAGAAAAUAGUGAUCUUCAGCGUUAUGUAUAUUUGAGUUUAAUAUAUAUAUAUAUAUGUAUAUAUAUAUAUAUAUAUAUAUAUAUAUAUAUAUAUAUAUAUAUAUAUAUAUAUGAGAUAUUGUUCAACAUAGUGUGCUGGGAUUAUUGUGGCUUCCCUCAGUCCAACAUAUCACCUCUUGUCUAAGAAUACACAGCCAACAGAAAUGAUGAUAGCGUAAAGUGACAAAAUGACAUUUCAUUUACAACACUCACACUUUGGUGCGUUUCAAUAUCAUAAGCAUUUCUUAUUUUAUUAUUAAUUGUUUUGCUUUCCAUUUCAUUUAAAUGUCAAAGAUUGAUAUUUAUAUAUUCAACAACAUGACUACAAACUGUGCUGUGUGAUCCUACUUAUCUUAAAGUAUAUGCCAACAUUACUCAUACUGAAACAUUAAUUAUUGGGCCCCUCUCCCGGCAGUAAAUGAGCAAAAAAGCAGAUAUUGUUUAUUAUAUAUUCGAUAUUGAUAUUUGGAUGACUAAUUAAUUCCUUAACCUCUAGCAUACAUGACAUUUUUGUAUUCAAAACUCGUCCAUUAUAAUAACAUGAAACAAUGAAAACAUUAGUCUAAAAUAAUAAGUACGGUAACCACAGCAAAUAGCUGGUGUUAUUAUUACCAUGCUUAUUUAUUGUAAUUAAGAAAGGGAAAACAUAUUUUAUGAUGGGACUAAUACUUUAUUUUCAGUCACUUCAUCGGUCUCCGGUCUGAUGGCAGUGAAACACAGACAGACGCUGCAGGGGAACCUGCCACAGGAGGAACUAUAAAAGAUAUAAAACAGAUUAGGAUUGUGAAUAAUAUUGGUCCGCAUCUAAAACCAGUUGGUAGACUAAACUUAAGAUAGUUUGAUGAGGAGAGAUUUAACUUUAAUAAGGUUUAAAACAAAAUUGUGGGAAGUUGCUCCUACAAAUAUGCAAAGUGUCAACUGUAAAUAUAUAUAUAUAUAUAUAUAUAUAUAUAUAUAUAUAAAUGCUUCAUUUUCAUUUCCUAAAUCUACAAGAUCAUAUUUCUUAAUAUGUCUAAAAAUGAAUAAUGACUGAUGUAUGUGAUGAGUGUCAUUUGGGAUUGUGUGUGUAGGUUGCGUUGAUCUUUUCUUAUAUUUUGAGUCUGUCCCUCCUUUGGCUCUGUGCAGUGUUGUUCUAUUACUUUGGACUGCAUUGCACUGAUCUCCAUUUUCACCUUGGAGAGGUUUUUGUAGUCCAGUUUUUGGGUCCAGUAGUGAAAUAAUCCCCUUUGUGCGCCAAAAUAAAGGGUAUGUGUGUUUCAGUAGGCUACAGUGUCUGUGUUAUUCUUAUUUCUGAACUGUAAAGGAUUAUUUCUUCACUGCACAACUUAUCAAGCUCCCUGUGUGUUGCGAAAUGUCUGUGUCUGUUUGUAAAAUGAAGCUCAAGUGCACAUGUUCAGUAAGUGUAUGCAUGCCUGUGUGAAUAACGGAUUGACUGUAAUUCUGUUUGGGUGAAUGAAACUGAACCAAAAUGCUCCAGUUGUUAACCAUGUGACCAAAGUAGCCAUUGUUUAAUCUCACAGUUCCUUUCUGUGCAUUAUUUUCUAGAAAUGCUUGAAUAUUUUUUUCUCAAUGCCAAGAAGCUGAUGUUUAUUUUUGUACUUCCUUGUUUCAUGCAAAUGUAAGUUCCCUCUCCGUUAUUGGGAUUAUACAGAAAACUAUCACUCUUUAUGGUACUUUAUUUAGAGGUACUAAUUAAAUUCUGAUUAAAUAUUAAAAAGCAUUCCCUAAAUAGGAAUCACAUACAGUACCUACAUACAAAAGGUGAUUUCAUUGUAAACAGCGGAGCAUAUCUAAUAUUUUGAGGAUUUUAUUUUAGCAUGCAGAUCAUUGCUAAAAUUAAGUUUUAUGUUGGGAUAUAGGAAAUAGGAAAUAUGUAUUAUUUAGGAACAGGACUAACAAUGAGCACUUUAGCUGUGUAUCAGACAGAGCUGUACUCCCCCUGAACUUUGAGACUGGAAGAUGUUCCUCAUUUUUAUUUCAAAUGCUGCUAUCAUUAGUUUUGAGCAAAUAAGCGUUUUUUUUUUAAUUAACUUUAAGCCAAGUAGCAAUAAAAACUUUUUACUGUGAACUUUUCUGUCUAGUGUCGGUUUGCUCACAUUUUGUCAUGAUUUCAUGCCAAUAAAUAUCGAAAUGACCGUUUUUGGUCAGCAUCAGA
Messenger RNA from Gymnodraco acuticeps, 8704 nucleotides. It is a transcript of the gene phlpp2, whose product is annotated as PH domain and leucine rich repeat protein phosphatase 2. Bases 237 to 4529 code for a protein of 1430 amino acids. The transcript is spliced from 19 exons. Lineage: Eukaryota; Metazoa; Chordata; Actinopteri; Perciformes; Bathydraconidae. The record is from RefSeq and is a predicted model, not a curated record. Gene Ontology annotation, molecular function: protein binding.